Molecule: messenger RNA, 3405 nt
Organism: Notechis scutatus (mainland tiger snake)
Lineage: Eukaryota; Metazoa; Chordata; Lepidosauria; Squamata; Elapidae
Gene: EXOC8
Product: exocyst complex component 8
Biological process (GO): Golgi to plasma membrane transport; exocytosis; intracellular protein localization
Cellular component (GO): exocyst
Source: RefSeq, a predicted model, not a curated record
UUUUACGUUUCCCCGCAGGCUCUUCUCGCCUGAAGCUCGUCGGGAGCGGCUCUUUCUCCGGCGCAGACGCUCUUUCGUUUCCGCUCUUUCGUUUGUGUCUCCCGCUGCUCCGGCUCAGACAUGGCGGUGUCUCUGGGGGAGGUGGCCGCAGUCGGUGGCGCUAGCCGUCUGCGACGGCAACUGGAGUCCGGGAGUUACGCGGCGGAAGAGUACGUGAAGCUACUGUCCCAGCAGUCGGAUGGGGACCGGGACCUGCAAGAGCACCGGCAGCGCAUUCAGGCGCUGAGCGAGGAGACGGCGCAGAGCCUCAAGCGCAACGUCUACCAGAACUACCGGCAGUUCAUCGAGACGGCCCGCGAGAUCAGCUACCUGGAGAGCGAGAUGUACCAGCUCAGCCACAUCCUCACCGAGCAGAAAGGCAUCAUGGAAACCGUCACCCAGGCCCUGUUGCUGCAGGCCAAUGUCGGCGAGCGAGAAGACCCGGCUGUCGUGGGAGCCCGGCGAGCUGCAGCUGGCGCCACCGACCCUCACACGAACCCUUUCCUGCCUCUCUCGGCCAACAAGGACGCCUUGGCCAACGAGGAAGGCCGACAGCGAACUCUCACCACCCUCCUGGAGAAAGUGGAGGGCUGUCGGGACCUGCUGGAGGGCCCUGGCAAGUACCUGGUGUACAACGGGGACCUGGUGGAGUACGAUGCUGACCACAUGGGGCAGAUCCAGAAAGUCCACGCUUUCCUUAUGAACGACUGCCUGCUGGUGGCCGCCUGGCUGCCCAACCGGCGGGGCAUGUACCGUUACGAUGCCCUCUACCCGCUCGAUGGGCUGGCUGUGGUUAAUGUCAAGGACAACCCCCCCAUGAAGGAUAUGUUCAAGUUGCUGAUGUUCCCCGAGAGUCGCAUCUUCCAAGCCGAGAAUGCCAAGAUCAAGAAAGAGUGGUUGGAAGUGCUGGAGGAGGCCAAAAGAAACCGAGCUCUCAGUGAGAAACGGAGGCUGGAGCAGGAGGUCCCAACGCGGGCUCUCCCGAUGCCUGCUGAGGCUACUAAUCCGUUUGACGUAGACGAGGAGGAAGAGGAGGCGGCGGAGGAAGACAAGGCAACGCCGGAAGAAGAAACGGUGGAUCUGUCUUUAGAAUGGAUUCAGGAACUGCCAGAAGACUUGGAUGUCUGCAUUGCUCAGAGAGACUUUGAAGGGGCAGUUGAUUUGUUAGAUAAGCUGAAGGAAUAUCUGAGUGACAAACCUGUGACCCAGGUGGUUAGAGAGUUGCGAGCUAAGGUGGAUGAAAGGGUCCGACAGCUCACUGAGGUCCUUGUGUUUGAAUUGUCUCCAGAUAGGUCUCUCCGAGGAGGACCCAGAGCUACCCGGAGAGCUGUUUCUCAGCUCAUUCGCUUGGGCCAGUCAACGAAGGCAUGUGAACUUUUCUUGAAAAAUAGGGAAGCUGCUGUUCACACAGCCAUCCGUCAGUUGCGCAUUGAGGGUGCCACCUUGCUGUACAUUCACAAACUUUGUCACGUCUUCUUCACCAGCCUGUUAGAGACCGCAAGAGAGUUUGAGACAGACUUUGCUGGAAACAGUGGGUGUUACUCGGCUUUUGUGGUCUGGGCCCGAUCUACCAUGCGGAUGUUUGUAGAUGCAUUUAGCAAACAGGUGUUUGAUAGUAAGGAGAGUUUAUCUACUGCGGCUGAAUGUGUAAAGGUGGCAAAGGAACAUUGUAAGCAACUUGGCGAUAUUGGUCUGGAUUUGACCUUCAUUAUUCAUGCCCUACUAGUAAAGGAUAUCAAAGAGGCUCUGCAGAGCUACAAAGACAUUAUAAUUGAGGCCACAAAACAUCGCAACUCUGAAGAGAUGUGGAGGAGAAUGAACCUGAUGACCCCUGAAGCCUUAGGAAAGCUUAGAGAGGAAAUGAGGAGCUGUGGUGUGACCAAUUUUGAUCAGUACACUGGAGAUGACUGCUGGGUGAAUCUUAGCUACACUGUUGUGGCUUUCACAAAACAGACCAUGGCUUUCUUGGAGGACGCUCUCAAGUUGUAUUUCCCUGAGCUGCAUAUGGUCCUGCUAGAAAGUCUGAUGGAGAUAAUCCUUGUGGCCAUCCAACAUGUUGAUUACAGUUUACGGUGUGAACAGGAUCCUGAGAAGAAAGCAUUCAUCAGGCAAAAUGCAUCUUUCCUUUAUGAAACUGUCCUUCCUGUUGUGGAAAAAAGAUUUGAGGAAGGUGUUGGAAAGCCUGCUAAGCAGUUGCAGGAUCUGAGGAAUGUUUCACGACUAAUGCGUAUUAAUCCUGAAAGUACUACCUCAGUGGUGUGAAAUGUAAUGCCUCAGUAGUUUUCAUACACAGAUUGUAUAUACUUGUGUACAUACAUACGUAAAGAUAUGUAUGUGUCUACAUACAUAAACUGAUGAUUAUCAAAUACGGCAAAACUCUCAGUUAAUUAUGUUCUGCAAAUACAAGAGGCAGCAAGUAAAAAAGGAAAAGAAAGCAAAUACUGUAGUUUAAAAAAACUCAAGUAACAUCUUUUUUUGAAGUUAUGAAAGUGAUUUUAGAUUUCAAAACAUGACAUCUGUUUGUUAAUAAAUAAUGUUAUUUAAACAUAUGUAAUUAGGUGCUACAGGAAAAAAAAUUGACCUUUUUAGGAAUGUAAAUUAUGAGAUGUAUCUAUUGAUUUCUCCAUAUUAGGUAGGGGUGUACACGAAAUAGGAAGAAUGUUUUAAACCAUCUGCUGUAUUCCCGAUGUCCUGUUCCAUAUCAGCCACAGUUUAGCAGAACCCAAAACCCAGAAUGCUUUGGUUAUUCUGGGUUUCAGAUGGAACAAAAUCCAAGUGGGCCAAGUAGGGUUAAAUGGCAUGUAUUACUCCUCUUUCCCUUCCUCUCCCUCAAUGCUUCUCAGUAGGCCAUAUCAUCAUACCGGGAAAAGCCAAAGAGAGGAAGGGAAAGAGAGGAGAUCUGUGCCACCCUUUCCCCCAGUGCUUUCCCUUUAAGGAGUGUUCUAGUGGGUCAUAUACCAGUGGCCCUUGCUCCCAUUUUCCUAGAACCUUCCUCUCCUUUGACAUUGUUGACAUUCCAGAAUGGCACGUAACACUGGUUUGCCUUUUGCCUUCCCUUCAGGUGCCAGGGUACCUGUCAUGUCCCAUCCUCUCCCCCACCCCACCCCCGAUCAUUUCUACCUGAAACGAAACAACUGUUGUUUGCUAUUCACAAUCCAUCAUGCCAAAACAUGCCUCAGUGUGGGCAUUGGCCUCCUAAAGAUGGCUAUAUCAUGCGUGAAACAUUUUACACAUCUUUAGUAUCAGACAAUUUCCCUUUGUUUCUAAAGUAGAAGAAAUUGUGUAGGAAACAAAGCAGUCCUGCACGAAUCCCUCUAAGAUAAUGAGGAAAGAGCACAAAAAGCUGCCAUCAAUAGUUCAGUUCAA